This is a messenger RNA of Papaver somniferum (opium poppy), 558 nucleotides long. Its product is annotated as F-box protein CPR1-like. The coding region runs from base 1 to 558 and encodes 185 amino acids. The record is from RefSeq and is a predicted model, not a curated record. Lineage: Eukaryota; Viridiplantae; Streptophyta; Magnoliopsida; Ranunculales; Papaveraceae. The transcript has a single exon.
AUGGUUGCAUUUGGAAAUGAUUGCAAGAGUAAUGAUUACAAGUUAUUCGCUGCAGGAUCAAAGUCAUGGGGUUCAUUGUGUUUAUUCGAAGUCUAUUCGGUUCGAUUACAUUCAUGGAAAAGCAUUGAAGAGGUACCUUAUGGGUUGAAUGCGUGCUUCAAACCUAGAGUGUUAGUUAAUAGAGAUUUUCAUUGGUUGGCCGAAAGGCCGGAAGACUCUUCUGGUUUUAUAGUCUCUCUAGACAUCAGCAACGAGAUUUUCAAAGAAACAGAACUACCAAUAGACACUUCGGAGGAGGAUGACCUUUGUUUUCACGAGAUGGGGGCGUUGGAAGGGUGCCUUUGUUUAAUCGAAGGCCUUGAAAAUCAUGUUAAUAUAUGGGUAAUACAGAACUAUGGAGUUCGAGAAUCUUGGACUCUUCGUUAUACUUUCAAGAGUCAUAGACUUGUAAAUGACAAUGUGAGGCUUAUGUGGUCUUUCAAGAGCGGCGAGAUUCUAUUUGGGGGUGUUGGUACCGCUAGUCUAUUGUAUAUGAUCCUAAAUAUGGAAAAAGUAUAG